Messenger RNA from Chaetomium globosum CBS 148.51, 1740 nucleotides. RefSeq lists its product as uncharacterized. NCBI's taxonomy places the organism in Eukaryota, Fungi, Ascomycota, Sordariomycetes, Sordariales, Chaetomiaceae. Gene Ontology annotation, molecular function: iron-sulfur cluster binding; acyltransferase activity, transferring groups other than amino-acyl groups. The transcript has 5 exons. The record is from RefSeq and is a predicted model, not a curated record. Bases 1 to 1740 code for a protein of 579 amino acids. Gene Ontology annotation, cellular component: nucleus; cytoplasm; elongator holoenzyme complex. Gene Ontology annotation, biological process: tRNA wobble base 5-methoxycarbonylmethyl-2-thiouridinylation.
AUGGCGACGACGACGGUAACGGCGACAAUUCGAAAGAAGGACGCAAACCUGCCGUCGGAAAACGAGCGCUUCCUCCGAUGCUGUGCGGAUAUUGCUAGCGCACUAAUCGAAGACCACGAAGCGGCCAGGGAUCCGAGCCGGCCUCGAAAAGACAUCAAUCUCAAUACCCUCCGAUCCAAACUAGCCAAAAAGCACAAGAUCAACAAUGUACCGCCUCUUACUGCCAUUAUCGCGGCGGUACCCGAGCAUUACAAGAAGUACAUUCUCCCAAGGCUCAUCGCGAAGCCAAUCCGCACAUCUUCCGGCAUCGCUGUGGUGGCUGUGAUGUGCAAGCCACACCGUUGCCCUCACAUCGCCUAUACAGGAAACAUUUGCGUCUAUUGCCCCGGCGGACCGGACUCAGACUUCGAAUAUAGCACACAGUCAUACACAGGCUAUGAACCAACAUCUAUGAGAGCCAUUCGCGCUCGCUAUGACCCGUUCGAACAGGCUCGCGGGCGAGUCGACCAGCUCAAGGCUCUCGGCCACUCGGUCGAUAAAGUGGAAUUUAUCAUCAUGGGCGGUACGUUUAUGUCAUUGCCGGAAUCAUACAGGGACGAGUUCAUAUCGCAGCUUCACAACGCGCUCAGCGGAUACGGGACCCUGAACGUGGACGAGGCCGUCCGGGCUGGCGAGCAGAGCAGCAUCAAGUGCGUGGGCAUCACCAUCGAGACGCGGCCGGAUUACUGCCUGCAACCACACCUCUCCAGUAUGCUCCGGUAUGGCUGCACCCGCCUUGAAGUGGGUGUUCAGUCGUUGUAUGAAGACGUCGCCCGCGACACCAACCGUGGCCACACCGUAGCAGCCGUGGCCGAGACUUUCUGCCUCUCCAAGGACGCCGGCUUCAAGGUCGUCAGCCACAUGAUGCCCGAUCUUCCCAACGUCGGCAUGGAGCGCGACCUGGAUCAGUUCAAAGAGUACUUCGAGUCCCCCGCCUUCCGCACGGACGGCCUCAAGAUCUACCCGACGCUAGUGAUCCGCGGUACGGGGCUCUACGAGCUCUGGCGCACAGGCCGGUACCAGAACUACACGCCCAACGGGCUCAUCGACCUGGUGGCGCGCAUCCUCGCGCUCGUGCCGCCCUGGACGCGCAUCUACCGAGUCCAGCGCGACAUCCCCAUGCCUCUCGUCUCGUCGGGCGUGGAGAACGGCAACCUGCGAGAGCUGGCGCUGGCGCGCAUGAUGGACUUCGGCACGACCUGCCGCGACAUCGAGCUCGUCCGCAGGGACUACACGGCCAACGGCGGCUGGGAGACCUUCCUCGCCUACGAGGACCCCAAGCAGGAUAUCCUGGUUGCGCUGCUGCGGCUGCGCAAGUGCAGCGAGAAGUACACGUUCCGGGAGGAACUGGUCGGGCAGCCGACCAGCCUGGUGCGGGAGCUGCACGUCUAUGGCAUGGCGGUGCCCGUGCAUGCGCGCGACCCGCGGAAGUUCCAGCACCAGGGCUUUGGGACGUUGUUGAUGGAGGAGGCGGAGCGGAUCGCGCGGGAGGAGCAUGGGAGUGAGAAGAUUAGUGUUAUCUCGGGGGUGGGCGUCCGGAGCUAUUAUGCCAAGUUGGGGUACUGGUUGGAUGGUCCUUAUAUGACGAUCCUGCCAGGGUCGGAGGGUCAGUCUCUGGUCCGAUGUCCUUCGAAAACGGCCAUGACGAAUCAUGAGCAUCCCAUCCCCGAACCCCGCAGCACUAGAUCGGACGGCAGGUAG